Dipodomys ordii (Ord's kangaroo rat) is the source of this 1518-nucleotide messenger RNA. RefSeq names its product maestro (gene Mro). NCBI's taxonomy places the organism in Eukaryota, Metazoa, Chordata, Mammalia, Rodentia, Heteromyidae. The coding region runs from base 21 to 764 and encodes 247 amino acids. Gene Ontology annotation, cellular component: cytoplasm. The transcript is spliced from 7 exons. The record is from RefSeq and is a predicted model, not a curated record.
CUUUCUGGAGAAAAGUUUCCAUGGACAACUCACAGAGAAUCCUGGACCAGCCCCUUCCCAUCCCAACUUCCCAGCCCAAGAAGAAAAGAACACCGAUUCUGUCCUUCUUUUCUAAGGUCUCUUGGAAACUGCGAUUCCAGAAUCAGGAGCCUUUGAAGAAUGCGUUUUUCACACUGGCAGAGAGAGCUCGUGAUCCCAAUGCCAAAAAGCGCCAUCUGGCAAUGAGAGGCCUGGGCGCCAUGGCUUGCGAAGCCCCAGACCAGGUGAGGAAGUACAAGAAAAUGAUGCUCGACCUGCUGGUGUAUGGACUGUACGACCCCGUGAGUUUGGAAGUCAUCUACGAGAGUGUGAAGGCCCUGACCAUCAUCCUGGGAAAGAUCCAGGGCAAAUGUCUGGGCUCCUUCUUCAUAGACAUCACCCUGCAGACCCGGACUCUACUAGAUGAUGACAAUGAUGGUGUGAGAUACUCGGCCUUCGUUUUAUUUGGGCAAUUGGCCGCAUUUGCUGGGAAGAAGUGGAAGAAUUUCUUUACCAAUCAGGUGAAGCAGACGCAAGAUUCCCUCCUAACCCAUUUACAGGAUAGAAACCCUCACGUGGCUAAGGCAUGCAAAACAACUUUUCAAGCCUGUUCUCCAUAUCUGAGACUGAAGAAGGACCGCACCUUCCAAGGUGAAGAAGAUCAAAGGAACUCCAAACUCUGCUGGCAGCUGAGCCACUAUCAUCCAGAGCUCCUGCAGUUCUUCUACGCCAAUAAAAUACUCUAAGCGCAGAGAGGCAGGACAAUGGUUCCACAUAAGAAUCUGCCAGGGACAUCCGGGUCCCUCUGUCUGUUUUGUCUCGUUGGAUAUCCCUUUUGCUUGCUUUUUAGGAUUGUAUCAGAAAAGAAGGAGUCAGGUGGGCAAAGGAGGGGGAAAAAUAACACCAUGGAGUCGUGUACCCAUACCCAGAAUAAAAUAUUAGGUUUUUUUUUCUCAUCUUUCAAUUUCUCCCCACCCAAACUUGACCAGAAAUUUCCUUUCUUUAAAAAUAUUGAAAAUUCCUUGAAAAAUAUUGAAGAUAUUAAAAAUAUUGUACGUUCAAUGCUUAAUUCUCAGCCAUUCUCUUCUUCAGUUCAUCCCUGUGAGCUAACUUGGAUUCCUAAGGCUUGAUUUCUCAUCGAAGAUUUAAUUUCUGAUCAAACUUGACCGGGAGGUGCUCACUUUCUUUUAAAAUGUUGAAAGCAUCUGUGGUUCAACCCUUAUUUCUCAGCCACUUUCUUCUUAAAAGUUUAUUCCUGUUCUAGCUUAGCAGAAUAAUUAUCAUCUUAACGUUUUAUUUGCUAUUUAUAUUUGGCUAUUUGCUGUCGAUAGCUAUUCUGGCCAAGAUUUAUUUCAAGCUGGCCAAGAGGGCAAACAUAUGGCUUGCAGUGAUGAUAGUUAGGAGUUUCUCAUCGUCUUUAAAAGUCAUUGCUUUCAAGAUCAUCUUAAAGAGAACCAACCAAAAAAUGUCAAUGUAUUGAAAUUUCUUUGAUGGUAACUU